This is a messenger RNA of Corticium candelabrum, 1727 nucleotides long. RefSeq lists its product as uncharacterized. The record is from RefSeq and is a predicted model, not a curated record. The coding region runs from base 175 to 1392 and encodes 405 amino acids. Gene Ontology annotation, cellular component: pore complex. Gene Ontology annotation, molecular function: channel activity. Gene Ontology annotation, biological process: pore complex assembly; cytolysis in another organism; monoatomic cation transport. The transcript has a single exon. NCBI's taxonomy places the organism in Eukaryota, Metazoa, Porifera, Homoscleromorpha, Homosclerophorida, Plakinidae.
UGGUCAUGGACUGAAUAGUAAAAUUACUAAAUAAUGUCUCGUGUGUGUGUGUGUGUGUGUGUGUGUGUGUGUGUGUGUGUGUGAUGAAAACAUUUUAAUUUUCUAAAUAUUUCUAUUCAAUUGCGGAUAAGCAACCAGUAGGCGUGGUCACUAACAUACGGGACAUCAGUCUCUAUGGAUCUCUACGUGUUAGCUCUCGCCGUCGUCAGUUUCCUCUCCCUCUCUAUCUCCAUCCUCCAUCUACUACUCCAAGCUCUCGACCAAAUAAGUCGGAGCGUCACCAUACGAGUCUUCAACAGUUGCAGCCACGCCCUCACCGGACGCUCCGCCUACUUCCACUCCGGCACUUCUGACGUCAUCCCACCGGACGAGGUCCAGCAGCAGGGAGAUCUCAGAUACAGUGCACGCAAGUCGAGAGGUCCACGAGCCAGAGGAGCAGUCGGAGUGGUGACGUAUGAUACAGACAAUGGCAACACGAUUGCAAUCUUGUUCAGUGUGCCAUUCGAUUAUGUUCUCUACACGAAUUGGUGGAAUGUCAAGAUGUAUGAGGGAAGGAGGGAUGCCGACUAUGCUAUGUACAGAGAGUUGUACUAUACGGCUGAUGCGAUGAAAGGGAAUGACGAAUGGCGAGACAUCGGGGAGGAGAACUUGACGUGUGGGAUUCGCAUUCGAGGGGUCAUGUCGAGCUCGUCGAAUGCCACACUGCAUGUCGAUCUCCACAACGACCAGCAGCUGCGACCGACGAGUCCCGGAUUAUUGCCAUCGGCUCUGACGUCAUUACAGUUGUCCAGUCUGAGUCCGGGGAUUCAACUCGGUGUGACUGUCCUCGAUGAUGUACUUGAGUCGUUUGCUGCUGUUGUUCGUUCGAUUGGAAUCGGAGUGUUGAACAAGAGUGGAGCUACAUGGAAAGCGAAGAAUGCCUACUUUCUGUCUGGGACAUCGGAUGUCGUCUUGCCGGGUAAAAUCGCCGACGGCCACACUCUGUUGUAUAGCAGCAGAAAGACGAAGGGGCCUGUAGCGUGUGGAGCUGUGGGAGUCAUCGCAUAUGAUACAUCACGAGGCGAGACGCUAGGCAUCUUGUUUAGUGUCCCAUUUGAUUACAAUUUGUUCAACAAUCAAUGGAACGUGGGGCUGUUUCCUGCCGAUACGAAGGCCGACAGCGAAAUGUAUAGAGCACUGAGUCGUACGAGACGACUCAAGUCUGGCAACAAGAUGUAUGAGACGUUGGGUUAUAGCAAGCUCAAGAAGGGAGACGAUUGUUGGUCGUUGAAAAUCAAUAUCGGGAAUGGAUAUACGGCGUCCGGUGUAAUGUCAAGCUCGGGCACUGCCACACUCAAGAUUAUCGUCGAGAAUCCUUCAGGAAGUCAACAUCUCGAGUAUUCAAUACAAUAGUAUACACGAGUGGCAUCACAAAUGAUAGAGACUUUUGUGUUACUUGCAUGUGAGGAGUGAACGAUGUAGACUCCUACACCCAGUCCACUCCUCGUGCUCGCUCUAUGUGUUUUACCACGUGUUUUUGGCACAUAUGCUAAAACACGUGGAGUGUGCUGCUAGACACUCUGCUGUUUGAACACGUGGAUAAUGUUAAUUAAUUAUUUAUGUAUGCACUAUCACUUAUGGUUGUAUUUAUUUAUGUGUCAACUAUAUUACGUAUUUAUUACAUAUUUGUGUUGAUUGUCUGACUGAGUCUGAUUAGUCUUGUCAACAGUAAUUGAUUAAAUAAUUAG